AUGGCUUUUAAAACCCAGAUUGGUACAUCCCCGUACAAGUUGGUGUUUGGAAAGGUGUGCCAUUUGCUUGUUGAGUUAGAGCAUCGAGCCUAUUGGGCUAAUAAGAAGCUGAAUUUCGAUCUUCAGAUAGCUGGGAAGCACAGAUUGCUGCAACUUAAUGAGAUGGAGGAGUUUCAGAACCAAGCAUAUGAGAAUUCUAAGAUUUAUAAGGAACGCACGACAAAAUGGCAUGAUAAUUGGAUUGUGCCUAGAGCUUUUCUUCCUGGUCAACGGGUUUUGUUGUUUAAUUCUCGUCUUCGGUUGUUUCCUGGAAAGCUUAAGUCUCGAUGGUUUGGACCAUUCGUAAUCAAGGAUGUCACCCCUUACGAUGCAGUGGAACUACAUGGCAAAGAUGGAACGACAUUCAAGGUUAAUGCCCAGAGAUUGAAACAUUACUGUGGAGAUGAAGAGUGA
Messenger RNA from Benincasa hispida (wax gourd), 453 nucleotides. RefSeq lists its product as uncharacterized. NCBI's taxonomy places the organism in Eukaryota, Viridiplantae, Streptophyta, Magnoliopsida, Cucurbitales, Cucurbitaceae. The record is from RefSeq and is a predicted model, not a curated record.